Messenger RNA from Caenorhabditis elegans, 1131 nucleotides. It is a transcript of the gene ftt-2, whose product is annotated as 14-3-3 domain-containing protein. Gene Ontology annotation, cellular component: nucleus; cytoplasm. The transcript is spliced from 4 exons. Bases 40 to 786 code for a protein of 248 amino acids. NCBI's taxonomy places the organism in Eukaryota, Metazoa, Nematoda, Chromadorea, Rhabditida, Rhabditidae. The record is from RefSeq and is marked reviewed.
UUUUCAGUGACUCAUCCACUUCAAGCAACUAAAUCAACUAUGUCUGACGGAAAGGAAGAGCUCGUGAACCGCGCCAAGCUUGCCGAGCAGGCUGAGCGUUACGACGACAUGGCCGCAUCCAUGAAGAAGGUCACCGAGCUGGGAGCUGAGCUCUCCAACGAGGAGCGCAAUCUUCUCUCCGUUGCCUACAAGAACGUCGUCGGAGCCCGUCGUUCUUCAUGGAGAGUCAUCUCUUCAAUUGAGCAGAAGACCGAAGGAUCUGAGAAGAAGCAACAAAUGGCCAAGGAAUACCGUGAGAAGGUUGAGAAGGAGCUCCGCGACAUCUGCCAAGACGUUCUCAACUUGCUCGACAAGUUCCUCAUUCCAAAGGCUGGAGCCGCCGAGUCCAAGGUCUUCUACCUCAAGAUGAAGGGAGACUACUACCGUUACCUCGCUGAGGUCGCCUCCGGAGACGACAGAAACUCAGUAGCCAACAUUGGACAAACGGCUUACGCGGAGGCACUUGAAAUUGCAAAUAAAGAUCUGUCACCAACGAACUGUGUUCGCCUUGGUCUUGCACUCAAUUAUUCGGUGUUUUUUUAUGAAGUAGCAGCAAGCCCGGAUAGAGCAUGCCAGCUUUCCAAGCAGGCUUUCGAUGACGCCAUCGCUGAGCUCGACACCCUCAACGAGGACUCAUACAAGGACUCUACCCUCAUCAUGCAGCUUCUCCGUGACAACUUGACUCUCUGGACCUCGGACGCUGCCACCGAUGACACUGAUGCCAACGAGACAGAGGGAGGCAACUAACUCCUUCACACCGACACGUUACCGCCACACACCCCUCACCUCGAUCUUGAAAAUGAUAAAUAAUACUAUUUGUCAUAUGAUUUAUUUAUUACCAUUGACUAGUUAAACCAUCGUUUUUCUUUCCAUUUUUUUCUAUAAAUUCAUCAAUCACUCCCCUUUUCCCAUCAACCAAAUGCAGAAGUUAUUCAAAUUUCUGUGCUGAGCCCACUCAUCAAAACUUCCCGUCUCUACCCAUACAAUUCAAUGUUCCGUUUUGUUACGGCUUUUCCCCCUUUCAAAUCUCGACAUUCGAAACACCCCCAAGCUUUUGAAUACACAUAAUAAAGUUGUAACACCAACUUCAAU